Messenger RNA from Hippopotamus amphibius kiboko, 1683 nucleotides. RefSeq names its product RNA binding motif protein 45 (gene RBM45). Gene Ontology annotation, cellular component: ribonucleoprotein complex. The coding region runs from base 134 to 1675 and encodes 513 amino acids. The record is from RefSeq and is a predicted model, not a curated record. Gene Ontology annotation, molecular function: RNA binding. NCBI's taxonomy places the organism in Eukaryota, Metazoa, Chordata, Mammalia, Artiodactyla, Hippopotamidae. The transcript has 10 exons.
GCCCGACUGUUCGUCUUCCGGAAGCGGUCGCCGGACCGGCAACAGCUGGAUGUGUGGUAGCGGCGGUGGCGGGCACGGCUGGAGCGAGGAGUGAAGCGGUGUGGGCCUGGCUCCCGCGCCGGGGUGGAGCACCAUGGACGAAGCGGGCAGCUGUGCGAGCGGCGGAGGCUUCCGUCCGGGCGUGGACAGCCUGGACGAGCCACCCAACAGCCGCAUCUUCCUAGUGAUCAGCAAGUACACGCCCGAGUCGGUGCUGAGGGAGCGCUUCUCGCCCUUCGGGGAGAUCCAGGACAUCUGGGUGGUGCGGGACAAGCACACCAAGGAGUCCAAGGGCAUCGCCUUCGUCAAGUUUGCCCGCAGCUCGCAGGCCUGCAGGGCCAUGGAGGAGAUGCACGGCCAGUGCCUCAGCCCCAACGACACCAAGCCCAUCAAGAAAACUGAGAAGAAUAUGAAAGGCUCAGAGAUACUUCAGUCUCUGGAGGCCUUCCCUAUACCUCCAUCUACAAAAAAGAAGAGAGGAGCCUGGGAAUAUACCAAUAACACAGUUUUCAUUGCUCAAUCCAGAUCAUCUGGAAGUCACCGAGAUGUUGAAGAUGAAGAACUUACAAGAAUUUUUGUUAUGAUACCAAAGUCCUACACAGAAGAAGAUCUACGAGAAAAAUUUAAGGUGUAUGGAGAUAUCGAGUAUUGCAGCAUUAUUAAGAAUAAAGUAACUGGAGAAAGUAAAGGCUUGGGCUAUGUUCGAUACUUAAAACCAUCACAAGCUGCCCAAGCAAUAGAAAACUGUGAUCGAAGUUUUAGGGCAAUCUUGGCUGAACCUAAAAAUAAAGCAUCUGAAUCCUCAGAACAAGAUUAUUAUAGUAAUAUGAGGCAGGAGACUUUGGGACACGAACCUAGAGUAAAUAUGUUUCCAUUUGUUGGAGAACAACAAUCUGAAUUUUCAAGCUUUGACAAGAACGACAACAGAGGCCAGGAAGCCAUCUCCAAACGCCUGUCCGUGGUAUCAAGAGUUCCUUUCACCGAAGAGCAGCUUUUCAGCAUUUUUGACAUAGUACCUGGAUUGGAAUACUGUGAAAUUCAACGAGAUCCUUAUUCUAAUUAUGGUCAUGGAGUGGUUCAGUAUUUUAAUGUAGCAUCAGCUAUUUAUGCAAAAUACAAGUUACAUGGAUUUCAGUAUCCUCCUGGGAAUCGGAUAGGUGUUUCCUUCAUUGAUGAUGGGAGUAACGCAACAGAUCUCCUUAGAAAAAUGGCAACGCAGAUGGUAGCUGCACAGCUUGCAUCAAUGGUAUGGAAUAACCCAAGUCAGCAGCAAUUUCUGCAAUUUGGAGGAAGUUCUGGAUCACAGCUGUCUCAAAUCCAGACAGAUGUUGUACUUCCAUCAUGCAAAAAAAAAGUCCCUCCUGAAACUCCUGUGAAAGAAAGACUUUUUAUCGUGUUUAAUCCACAUCCUUUACCUUUAGAUGUACUAGAGGAUAUAUUCUGUCGUUUUGGUAACCUGAUCGAAGUUUACCUUGUGUCAGGAAAAAAUGUGGGGUAUGCCAAGUAUGCAGAUAGAAUAAGUGCUAAUGAUGCCAUUACCACUUUACAUGGAAAGAUCCUGAAUGGAGUCAGACUUAAAGUUAUGCUGGCAGACUCCCCAAGAGAAGAAUCUAACAAACGACAAAGAACUUACUGAUUCUUUAG